Molecule: messenger RNA, 2329 nt
Organism: Rhododendron vialii
Lineage: Eukaryota; Viridiplantae; Streptophyta; Magnoliopsida; Ericales; Ericaceae
Product: calcium-dependent protein kinase 17-like
Exons: 8
Coding region: 8-1840 (610 amino acids)
Biological process (GO): peptidyl-serine phosphorylation; protein autophosphorylation; intracellular signal transduction
Cellular component (GO): nucleus; cytoplasm
Molecular function (GO): calcium/calmodulin-dependent protein kinase activity; ATP binding; calcium ion binding
Source: RefSeq, a predicted model, not a curated record
AAAUUACAUGGGAACAACGGUACAGAGAAAAACCCGUAAGAAUUUGAUCCCAUCAUCCCUCUCCGAUUUCCACCCAAUAUCCAGCCCCUAUCAUCUCUCUCUUUCUCUAGUUUCUUUUCUUCAACUCCCCAAAAAAAACCCAUUGCUCUCUUGUUCGCCCUUUGGGCCACCCCCAAUCCUACAUUGUCCCCCCUCUCUCUCUUCUUCUUCUUCUUCUUCUCUCUCUACAAUGGGGAGCUGUUGUUCCAGGGGCAACUCCAAUGAUCCCCAGAACAACACUGCCAGUAAAGAAGGAUCAGUGCCUAACAAUGAUAGUAGCGCCACCGGUCCCUCCCCUCAAAACUCCACCACCCCGCCACGAACCAACCCUCCUUCCGCCUCUCCCAACCACUCUUCCAAGCCCUCGAAGCAGGCCCCGAUAGGGACCGUUUUGGGCAAGCCGAUGGAAGACGUCCGGUCCACCUACACCAUAGGAAAGGAGUUAGGUAGGGGCCAAUUCGGCGUGACCCAUUUGUGCACGAACAAAUCAACCGGCGAGCAAUUCGCUUGUAAAACCAUAGCGAAGAGGAAGCUGGCUAGCAAGGAGGAUAUUGAGGAUGUUAGGAGAGAAGUCCAAAUAAUGUACCAUUUGACAGGGCAGCCGAAUAUCGUGGAACUCAAGGGAACUUACGAAGACAAGCAUUCGGUGCAUUUGGUUAUGGAGUUGUGCGCUGGAGGAGAGCUUUUCGAUAGGAUCAUCGCGAAAGGUCAUUACACAGAACGCGCUGCCGCUUCGCUGCUCAGGACUAUUGUGCAGAUUGUGCAUACUUGUCAUUCCAUGGGCGUCAUCCAUAGGGAUCUCAAGCCUGAGAAUUUCCUUCUGUUGAAUAAGGAUGAGAAUUCGCCUCUUAAAGCUACAGAUUUCGGCCUAUCCGUGUUCUACAAACAAGGCGAACAGUACAAAGAUAUCGUGGGUAGUGCAUAUUAUAUCGCGCCUGAAGUCUUGAAGAGAAAAUAUGGACCAGAAGUUGACAUAUGGAGCAUUGGGGUCAUGUUAUACAUUCUUCUAUCAGGAGUUCCCCCAUUCUGGGCAGAGUCAGAGCACGGCAUUUUCAACGCGAUCUUGCGCGGCCACGUGGAUUUUACGAGUGAUCCGUGGCCUUCAAUUUCAACUGGAGCAAAGGAUCUUGUUAGGAAGAUGUUGAACUCAGACCCUAAGCAGAGGCUAACAGCAUUUGAAGUUCUAGCUCAUUCCUGGAUUAAGGAGGAUGGAGAGGCACCCGAUACGCCACUUGACAACGCGGUUUUGGACAGACUCAAACAAUUCAGAGCAAUGAAUAAGUUCAAGAAAGUCGCUCUUCGGGUCAUCGCCGGCUGCCUAUCAGAGGAAGAAAUUAUGGGAUUAAAGCAGAUGUUCAAAGGCAUGGACACUGACAACAGUGGGACAAUAACACUUGAGGAGCUAAAGCAGGGUCUAGCAAAGCAAGGGACUAAGUUAUCUGAAUAUGAAGUCAAACAGUUAAUGGAAGCAGCCGAUGCAGACGGGAAUGGGACCAUAGACUACGACGAGUUCAUUACAGCAACAAUGCAUUUGAACAGAAUGGACAGAGAAGAACAUCUUUACACCGCGUUCCAGUACUUCGAUAAAGAUAAUAGCGGGUACAUCACGAUAGAAGAACUACAACAAGCACUCCGCGAAUUUGGAAUGAACGAUGGGAGGGACAUACAGGAAAUCAUUUCCGAAGUUGAUGCCGACAAUGAUGGUAGGAUCGACUAUGACGAAUUCGUGGCCAUGAUGAGAAAAGGCAACCCAGAAGCAGCGCAGAACCCAAAGAAACGACGCGAUGGUGUAUUCGUCUGAUUCAUCCUUCCGCGAGAGCAGAGAAGAGGAAAUACGUCGUCUGUUUCGCCUCGGUGCAUUUCAUGAGGGGAGGGAGAAAUUGGCAAGCAAGUUUCAGAAACGCAUGAUUUCGAAGGAUUCAUGGAUUCCUUUGUACAUUACAUAUUUUGCAAUGAAAAAAGAUGGUUGGAAAAGAUCUAGACCAAAAAAAUAUUUAGGCUUAAUGAAGAAUUAUUAUAUGUGCUUGAGGUUUUCUUGAGGCUUUGUUGGUGUUGGGUUUGUUAGAUCUUUCUCACUUGUAAACAAAUUUUCUGAUCAAUGGAGGGUUUUUUGGAAUGUGUCUUGUCUGAUCAUGUUCUGUACUUUAGAUGGAGUAGCAUAAAAAUGUGUGAAUUCAUAAUUUUGAAAAUUAUAAAAAUCGGAUGGGGUGCCAAUAGGACCCAUGUUAUCAAAAACGGCAAGGUCUCUUCGGCCUAACUUUUUAGGAAUUGAUUGACAUAGUCUUUUUGA